AUGGCGGCAAGGGUAGCUGAUGAGGGGCGAGGCCUGUUGGCUAAGCUGCCGACUGAGCUCCUCUUCGGCAUCUACGACGAACUCGAACCCUCUGACCAUUUUGCGCUUGCCACGGCAUGUAAGCUCAUCUACGCUCGAUCAAAGCCCAUCCUUGAGAUCCACCAGAAUGCUCAUCGAGACAACCGCGUCAUCUCCGAUUGCUCACUUGAGCUUCUCGUACGCGUGUAUCGCAGCGCCCAGGCCUCUGUUGGUCCUAAAGCCAUCGAGGCAUGGCACGUCAGGAAAUUCGAAAUAUGGGGAUCUAGAGUGACAUGGGACGAGUGGAAAAGCUGGGAGAUUGGUACUGACGGAACUCUCUCCCUUGCCGCCCACGAAGAUCCGUUACCCUCACCAUUCAGCCCCCACGAAGUGGCUGACCAUGUCAAGGAGAUGCAACUUAUGUUUCAUCCCUGCCACGAUCAUGAGCUCAUCGCAGAAGCCUUCAAAGAUGGAGAAGACGGCUACUUAAAGGCGAUGAUAGUUUCCAUGUUACCGCGACUAAAUAACCUUGUAUUCGUUAACCCUGAUGUUCCAAAUGAUACCCUGAAUUGGUUAGGGCAAAUGAUCGAAUGGAGCUUGCGUGACGUUUUCCCUUGGCCCCCUGGAUUGAACUCCCUUCGCAAGGUGUCUGUUGGAGUCCCCGUUCUCGAUCGUCCCGAGCUUGAAGCUACGUCAGACUCCACGAGCCUCUGUGCUCUGCUUCGACUUCCCUCCAUUGAGGAGAUCUACUACCGGAAUUUAGAUACAGGUGGCCUGGAAUCCGACGGGGGGUGGCUACUUCCCCUUGAAACCUCGACCGUCAGAACCCUAGUUCUUGACAGAAUCAGAGAAGACAAUGUCAACCUCCGAAGAGCACUGGUGCAGACGUCGAUUGGCCUGGAUACAAUAGUCAUCCGUGCACAGGGCGGGGAGCAAUUGUUCUCAGUGGAUACAUUCAUCGAAAAGCUCAACUCUUCGGUUUCCCAACGGUCUCUUCGCCAGCUCCUCCUUUAUCAACCAGAUUGCAUGUUCGGCGACAGCUGUCGUAAUUACGAGCCGAGUAGUCUGUCAUCAUUGCGAAACAUCCGCAUGGUACAACUUUGUGUGGAGGACAUUUUGAUAGAUUGCUUCUUCUGGCUCUACGGCGGUUCUCGUAAUGAUCCCGAGAUGAACGAAUUUUUCAAUCAAGAGCCCAUCGGUCAUGAUGACGACGAGAGCAUUCUCCUUGCCACACCCCCACUACCCGACAUGCCAGAGGUGCACGGGGAGACGACAGACGACAACUCCGCCGACGAAGCUGUAAACCAUGACGACGUUGUAACUCACUUUCCUAUGUGCUUACCACCAACUCUCGAAGUUUUACUUCUUUGGGGAUCGGAGGAUGAGGCCUGGUAUCACCGAGGGGAUUACGAGGAAAAUGAGGCUUUAGACGAUGCCAUUGUGGCGCUAAUCAAUUCGCGGUCAUUCCCAAACCUGAAGGCCAUCUACCUCGAACAAGUCGAGAAGCAGGCCUCGAUGCCCAGAACCAAAAUAUCUUUUCAAAAGACAAUGACAGCUGCAAAGGGGCGGGGUGUUUAUGUCCGUACAUUGUCAAACCAGCACGAACCGAUUCCUGAGCUUGGUUUCCCCAAAAUACCAGACAAGUAUGAUCUCGAGACCGGACCGUUUCCAGCCAGGGACCCGGCCUGGAUUUUUGAUCCCUUUACAGGGUCUUGGGCAGCCCCAGGGUGCGGCGGUUGUGGGGGUUGUGAGACAUGUUUACGAUAUUACACGAAAGAGGCAUGGGAAGAGUUUAGGCGUCAGAACUGA
Messenger RNA from Clonostachys rhizophaga, 1827 nucleotides. Lineage: Eukaryota; Fungi; Ascomycota; Sordariomycetes; Hypocreales; Bionectriaceae. The record is from the annotation of a GenBank genome assembly.